AUGUCGCCGACACGAUACCCCGCCGAGGCCGUCGACCCCUCCCCCCUCGCGGCGCCCCUCCCGCUGCCCUUCUCGGGCAAAACGGCCCCCAACCGCUUCCUCAAGGGCGCCAUGACCGAGCGCCUCUCGACCUGGGACCCCGCCAACCCCUCCGCCCGCGGCGUCCCCACCCCGGAGCUCGUCAACGUCUACCGCCGCUGGGGCGAGGGCGGCUCCGGCCUCAUCCUCACCGGCAACGUCAUGAUCGACUACGACCAGCUCGAGGCCGCCGGCAACCCCAUCAUCCCGCCCGCCGCGCCCUUCUCCGGCGAGCGCUUCGAGGGCUUCCGCAGCGUCGCCGAGGCCGCGAAGAAGCACGGCAGCCUGGUCCACGCGCAGCUGAGCCACCCCGGCCGCCAGGUCGCGAGCAACAUCAACCCGCACCCCAUCUCGGCCAGCGACGUGCAGCUCGAGGGCGAGGUGAUGGGGAUGACCUUCGGCAAGCCGCGCGCGAUGGGCCCGGAGGACUUUGAGAAGGUGAUUGGCGGGUUCGCGCACGCGGCGGAGUACUGCUACAAAGCUGGUUUCGACGGUGUGCAGCUGCACGGCGCGCACGGGUAUCUGCUGGCGCAGUUCCUCUCGCCGACGACGAACAAGCGCACGGACAAGUACGGCGGGUCGCUCGCCAACCGCGCGCAGAUUAUUCUGGAGAUUGCCGCCGCUAUUCGUGAGCGCGUGACGGAUCCCAGCUUCAGCAUCGGGAUCAAGGUCAACUCUGUCGAGUUCCAGGAGGGCGGGUUCUCGACGGAGGACUGCAGCGAGCUGUGCGCGCUGCUGGAGGAGCACAAGUUUGAUUUUGUGGAGCUGUCGGGCGGGACGUACCAGUCGCUGGCGUUCGAGCACAAGCGCGAGUCGACGAAGAAGCGCGAGGCUUUCUUUUUGGAGUUUGCGGAGCAGAUCGUGGGCAAGCUGAAUAAGACGCGGGUGUAUGUGACCGGCGGGCUAAGGACGGUGGCCGCGAUGGUGAAGGCGCUGGAGACGGUGCACGGGGUGGGUCUGGCGCGGCCGGUGUGCAACGAGUUCGAUCUGCCGAAGAAGAUCAUCGAGGGCAACGCGGGGAGCUCGGUGAAGACGCUGCUUGGGGAGGAUGAUUUCGGGCUGACGAACAUGUUGGCUGGCACGCAGAUCCGGCUGGUGGGCAAGGACAAGGAGCCGCUGGAUGUCAGCCAGGAAAAGUACAAGGAGGUGUUUGAGAAGUCGCUGCAGAAGUGGGCGCAGGGCAUGGCGGAGAACAGCGAUGGCUCCAAGUAUGGGUACAUUGACAUUGAGGGGACGACGCUGCAGCCCUUUGGCACGCCGAUCGAGCCCUCCCUCCGCGUCCGCCGCGCCAUCACGGCCAACGACCCCCUCCUCGUCAAGCGCAUCCUCAAAUCGCACCCAGGUCUCCUCCACAACCCCGACUCCUCCCCGCUCGGCCUCUCCAACUCGAACCUCCACCUCGCCGCCUCCCUCGGCCACCUGCCCAUCUGCCGCGUCCUCCUCGAUGCUGGCCACGAAGAUCCCGACCCGGCCCUCAACGAGUCGCACCAGACCGCCCUCAUGCUCGCCGCCGCCGCCGGCCACACCGACGUCGUCCACUUCCUCUGCGAGCGCACCCCACACGUCAUCCUGCGCCGCGACAUCCGCUGGCGCGACGCCAUCAUGGAGGCUUCCCGCGGCGGCCACGACACGGUGCUGCAGAUCCUGCUGACCUACGUCCCCGGCGGCGCGCGCGACGCGGUGAUGAGGGCGGAUCUGGACGGCAAUACGGCGCUGCACUUUGCGAGCGGGAACGGGAACCUGUUGGUACUGAGGACGCUGCUGGCCGCGGGCGCGGAUGCGGAGAGAAGGAACAUGUGGAGCUGGACGGCGAUGAGCUACAGCGCGACGGUGCAGGCGGAGGUUUACCUCAAGGGCUUGGUCACGGAGGUGGAGAGGCGGAAGAUGGUGCGGCGGGAGGUGGAGGAGCUGAAGAAGGCGGGCGGGGUGAGGGUUGUUGAGGAGGAUGUCGAGGUGGAGGAUUGA
Colletotrichum chrysophilum is the source of this 2043-nucleotide messenger RNA. RefSeq lists its product as uncharacterized. Lineage: Eukaryota; Fungi; Ascomycota; Sordariomycetes; Glomerellales; Glomerellaceae. Gene Ontology annotation, molecular function: protein binding; FMN binding; oxidoreductase activity. Bases 1 to 2043 code for a protein of 680 amino acids. The transcript has 3 exons. The record is from RefSeq and is a predicted model, not a curated record.